Molecule: messenger RNA, 1425 nt
Organism: Lactuca sativa (garden lettuce)
Lineage: Eukaryota; Viridiplantae; Streptophyta; Magnoliopsida; Asterales; Asteraceae
Biological process (GO): proteolysis
Molecular function (GO): aspartic-type endopeptidase activity
Source: RefSeq, a predicted model, not a curated record
AUGCCAAGAUAUGCAAAAUUCCUUAAGGAGCUUCUAACCAAUAGCAGGAAGAUGGAGGAUGUGAAAGAAGUAGUUCUUAAUGAAAAUUGCUCAGCUGCCAUGUUAAACAAAUUACCAAAGAAGAAAGGUGACCCGGGAAGCUUGACUUUGCCUUGCCAAUUUGGCAACUUGGCUACCAUUCAUGCUUUGGCUGAUUCGGGAGCAAGUGUGAACCUCAUGCCUUAUUUAUUCUUCAAGAAGUUGGAUCUCCUGGAACCAAGGCCAAUUCAUAUGGCAAUUCACUUAGCAAAUAAAACAGUCACAUUUCCAAGAGGAAUACGUGAAAACUUAUUGGUCAAGCUAAACAAGUUUGUGUUUCCCGCAGACUUUAUAAUUCUAGACAUGGAAGCGGAUCCUCAAGUCCCGAUUAUCGUUGGAAGAUCUUUCCUCAACACGGCCAGUGCUAUAGUGCACAUGAGAGACUCGAAGCUUACUUUACGGGUAAGAGAUGAUUCAGUCACUUUCGGGGUUGAUCAAGCUAUGAAGCAUGCGAGGAAUAGUGAUCACAUGGCAUUCUCGAUUGACAUGUUUGAUGAAUUAAUGGAGGAAUGUGAUAACGAAGAUCCCAACAAGUCAACCAUCCGUGAUGAAGAAUUGGAUGCUGAAAAAUACUUACUAGAAAUCGAGAGGAUGCUGGAAGAAGUUGAGUAUGAAGAAUUAGUGAAGAAAUCUGAAAAAGCUACUCGGCGAGAUGCCAAGCCAAGAUUGAUACGUUGGGUUCUACUUCUUCAAGAGUUUGACAUCGAUAUACGCGAUAAGAAGGGAAUGAAGAAUAUAGCAGCCGACCACUUAUCAAGGCUAGAAAACCUGCAAUUGCAAGAAGAUAAAGUUGGAGAUGACUUUCCGGACGAGUACAUUAUGGUGACCAUGAGAGAAGAGCCAUGGUUCGCGGAUAUAGCUAAUUACUUAGCUAGCAAGCUAGUUUAUGGAAAGCAAUGUCAUUUACUGGUGGAAAUCGAGCAUAAAGCUUUUUGGGCUUUAAAAAUGUGCAACUUCAACAUAGCAGAGCUCAAGAACAACCGGUUGAUGCAAAUGAAUGCUCUUGAGGAACUUAGAAAUGAGGCUUAUACUAGCUCUUUAAUUUAUAGAGAGAGAACCAAGAGUUGGCAUGACAAGAGGAUCAAGGGUAAUAAAGAGUUUCAUGAAGGUCAAAAGGUAUUGCUUUUUAAUUCAAGACUAAAACUCUUCCCAGGAAAACUCAAAUUAAGAUGGGACGGUCCUUCUCUAGUGAAGAAGGUGUUUCCACAUGGAGCUAUAGAGUUAGUAUCAAAAGAUGGUACCCCUUUCAAGGUUAAUGGACAUAGAGUGAAAAGAUACGAAGAAGGAGUCCCAAGAAAUGAAGACAUAGAAGAAGGGCUGCUUCUGGAGGGAAUGGCAGAAACGUAG